Molecule: messenger RNA, 1031 nt
Organism: Tetranychus urticae (two-spotted spider mite)
Lineage: Eukaryota; Metazoa; Arthropoda; Arachnida; Trombidiformes; Tetranychidae
Source: RefSeq, a predicted model, not a curated record
GUUUGGCAGGUGUCACUACCACCAAUAAAAUAAUUGGCAAAUCAUCCCAUAAUUAAAUGGUGAUCAUUUAACAUCAUAAGCCGAAAAGUAAUUAAAGAAAUUUGAAUUUAUCAUUGUUUAUUAUCCACUGUUCUAUUGUUUUCAUUGAUCAUGGGUGAUAAAGGACCAACAUCAACGGCUAAACUAUCAACCGAUGUAAAAGAGGCAGCUAAAAGUGAUGAAAAUGUGUCUUGGCGUGCCAAAGAAUCGCUACCAAUCGAUAAGGUGGUUGUUCAUCCUUUGGUCCUGUUGUCAGUGGUUGAUCAUUUCAACCGUAUGGGUAAAAUUGGUAACCAGAAAAGAGUUGUAGGUAUUCUGUUAGGAGCAAUGAAGGGUAAAGGUAUUCUUGAUGUGUCAAACAGUUUUGCAGUACCUUUCGAUGAGGAUGAUAAAGAGAGAAAUGUAUGGUUUCUGGAUCAUGAUUAUCUUGAAAAUAUGUAUUCCAUGUUCAAAAAACACAAUGCAAUUAUCUACCUGUUACAAGAUAUUUUCAAUCUCCUACCAGAUACCAUGAGUGAAACUUUUGUCAAAUCCGUGUAUGUAAAAACAAAUGAUCAGAUGUUGGUGGUUUAUUUGGCAUCAUUAGUACGAUCAGUUAUAGCCUUACAUAACCUAAUCAACAACAAGAUAACCAAUCGGGAUGCGGAAAAGAAAGAAGGUUUAAAAGAUAAAAACGGAGAAAAACCGACAACAACCGCUAAUACAGCAGGAGAAGGAGAAAAACCUGUGGAGUCAAAGAAAAGUUCAUAAUUGCUGCAAAUAAUUAUUUUUAUUUUAUCUAAAUUAUUUUUGUUUACAAAAUUGAAUAUCAAUGUAUUCUCAAAAAUGUUUAUGUCAAAAAUCUUUAUUUAUGUCUUUAUAUUUAUUUCAAACAAUAAGAGUUUUUUAUUGUUGAUGAACAGCAUUUGUAGCCCCAUUUAUGAUUUUUCACAUCAUAAUAUGAACCCCAAACAGAGGUAUGAUUGUUUAUAUAAACAUUUUCUUUAUAUUUU